UUUUGACAGUUUAUUUUAUGCGAGAAGUAAUUGUGUUUACAGAAAAUAUAUUUUGUUUUUUUAGCAAAAAAAAAAAAUAAGAUAAAAUAUAAAAUUAAUAAGUUUAAAUCGUGAUCGAGUUAUACCUAAAUAGCAAACGAUGUCCGAUAGUGCCGAAACAACACAACAAAAAAUGGAUCGACGUAAAAAGAGAACGUCCACCAACCAAUACAUGAUGUACAUCGAAAUGAUGGAAAAGGAUGCUGUGUUUGCCACUGGACGUAUACCACGCGAAUAUGACUCUAACUAUUUAACCAGAAAGUGGAAAGAGUUGUCCGAUAAGCUUAAUAACUGCAGCAAUGGUCCUACAUUGACGUCGGAAGAGUGGCGCAAGCGUCUCAAUGAUUGGAAAAAUACAACCAGAUGCAAGUACAGACGUAGCAUAUCGGGUGAAAAAGAUAUUACCAUGACCUCUCUAGAGUUGCGUGCAUUAGAGCUGUUUGGCAAGGUACCGGCCACUGCACCCCCUGAACAAAUAUCUAUACAUUUUAAAUCGGAAAAAGAAGAGGAAGACGAAGAAAUGGAACACAUGCCAACGACGGAAACAUUCCAGAAACAACUGCAGGCAGCCGUGGAGGAAGCCAUCGGAGACGAAGAGGCGGAACACAUGGUCGAGACUGAACAUGAAGAACAUGAGGAAAUCAUACCCGAAACUACACACAGUUCUUCGAUGACACAUGGCGGAAGUGGUGGCGGCGGAGGUGGUGGUUCCAAUCAUGGGAAUUCUAUUAGCGGUGGUGGCGGUACUACAUAUCGUACUAUUGUCGUUGAAGAACCCGCAUAUCCCGAGGAAGAACAACAAGAUGAACAAUUAGAAUUUAUAACACAUCGUCGUUCUAAUCUGGCAUCGUCAAACAGCGGUACCGCAAUACAAACAGCCGUAGUAACAACGACACCCACAGCCACGGUAACAAAAUUAAUUAAUGGUGAUAUUCCGCUUAAACGACUACGAUCACAGAUAUCCGAUCAAAUUAUAUAUGAAGUGAAAAAAGCACCACAUGGAACACGAUACACUGUUGCUCAUCCCCACAUUCAACAACACCAAUCACAAACACAACACCAGCAACAACAACAGCAGCAGCACCAUCAUCAGCAACAACAUCAACAACAGCAGCAGCAUAUAACCCAAGAAAUACCAACAAGUUCAUGUUCCACACUGGGUGGACAACUGUUAGCUUCACAGGAUGUCCGUGAGGUGGCUAGACAACUGAAAAGAAUUGCAGAUAUUAAAGCUGAAAAACUCAAAUUUGAUAUUGCACGUUUUAAAUUUAAUAAUCCCGGCUUUACUUAUAACUUCAAUCCCUCAUAGUAGGACGAUGAGUAAGGAAGAUUAUGAACAGAAACCCCCAAUAAAGAAACAAAAUUAACUUUAAGAUUUUAAUGUAUUGUCACACAAACUCAAUUACUAUUAUUAUGUUUUAUGUUAAUUUUAUUUUUACUUAUUAAUCUUUUAUUACUUCUCAUCUCUCAACUACACACAUGCAUACAUACAUUUUGUUUAAUGUACUACAAAUAUUAACUUGAAACAUUUAUGUAUAAAUAAAUAUCAAUAAGCAUAAAUACAUAUUUAUAUUAAAGAGUAACAUCAUUUUAAGUUAAGAUCUUGUUUAUUUUAAAAGUGAAAUAAUUUUGUAGUGAACAUUAUAUUCUCUAGUAUUUUUGUUUCUAUUUCUCAAAAAAAUAUACGUUUUUUAAGAGUAACUACUUUUGUAAUAUUAUUCAUUACGUUGUCCAACGUAAAAAAAACUUCUUAAUUGUAUUUUAUUUUACAGAAAUUAUAAAUUAAUUUUUACAAAUCUUUAGUUUUGUAAGUUCUUAUUAAUUUUCUUAAACUUAAUUGUCUCAUACAUAAUCAAAUUGAAAUUUUAUCUUAGUUUUACAACACAAAGUUUGAUUAGUCUUAAAUAAAUUUAAAAUUUGAUUGUGAUUAAGGCAAAACCUGUAUGUAUGUAUACAUCAAUCAAAUAAAUUUAAAGUUCAGUUGUUAGUCAUUUAGUUUAAAAGCCAUUUUUAAUAAAUAAAAACAAAAUAAGAAAAAUGUUUUAAACUUUUAAUGCAUUAUUUUAUAAAGAGUUGUUUGUAACUUAAAUCCCUCAUGAAAUCAAUGUUUAUAAAUGAAAAAAAAAACUUAAUAAAAAGACAAACACAG
This is a messenger RNA of Lucilia sericata (common green bottle fly), 2188 nucleotides long. Its product is annotated as box A-binding factor-like. The transcript has 3 exons. NCBI's taxonomy places the organism in Eukaryota, Metazoa, Arthropoda, Insecta, Diptera, Calliphoridae. The record is from RefSeq and is a predicted model, not a curated record. Bases 140 to 1348 code for a protein of 402 amino acids.